GCCUCCGAGUGGCGUCAGCACGCCCGCUUGACGGCGUGGGGUUUAAAUGCCCACGCGCCGGAGCCCGGGCGCUUCUGUCCCGGAGCGAGCGCGGUCGGGGCUGCAGCUGCUGGGGCGCGGGCGGGGCGUGCGAGCGGGAGCCCGAGCCGCGGGGCGCGCUGCCCCCGCUCCUUCGCCGAUGACACCGGAGCCGGGGUCCCAGGGCCGCCCAUGCAGCAUCCCUGCGCCCCGCCGACCCCGAGUGGAUGGUAACCCUCUAAGCCGGCUCCGCUGCGGAGAGCCAUGAGCUGUCUGGAUGUUAUGUACCAAGUCUACGGUCCUCACCAGCCUUACUUCGCCACCGCCUACACCCCCUACCACCAGAAACUAGCUUAUUACUCCAAAAUGCAGGAGGCCCAAGAGUGCAACGCCAGCCCAAGUAACAGCAGCGGCAGCGGCAGCUCCUCUUUUUCCAGCCAGACUCCCGCCAGUAUAAAGGAGGAAGAAGGCAGCCCGGAGAAAGAGCGCCCACCAGAGGCGGAGUACAUCAACUCCCGCUGCGUCCUGUUCACCUACUUCCAGGGGGACAUCAGCUCCGUGGUGGACGAACACUUCAGCAGGGCCCUGAGCCAGCCUAGCAGCUACUCGCCAAGCUGUACAAGCAGCAAAGCCCCGAGGAGCUCUGGGCCCUGGCGGGACGGCUCCUACCCGAUGAGCCAGCGCAGCUUCCCCGCCUCCUUCUGGAACAGCGCGUACCAGGCGCCGGUGCCCGCGCCGCUGGGCAGCCCGCUGGCCGCCGCGCACUCGGAGCUGCCCUUCGCCGCCGACCCCUACUCGCCGGCCGCCCUGCACAGCCACCUGCACCAGGGCGCCGCGGAGCCCUGGCACCACGCGCACCCGCACCACGCGCACCCGCACCCGCACCAGGCGCACCCGCACCCGCACCCGCACCCGCACCACCCCUACGCGCUGGGCGGCGCCCUGGGCGCCCAGGCCCCCGCCUACCCGCGGCCCGCGGUGCACGAGGUCUACGCGCCGCACUUCGAUCCGCGCUACGGGCCGCUGCUCAUGCCCGCAGCCUCCGGGCGCCCGGCCCGCCUCGCGCUCGCCCCGGCACCCGCGCCGGGCAGCCCCCCCUGCGAGCUCUCGGCCAAGGGCGAGCCGACCGGCGCCUCGUGGGCCGCGCCCGGGGGCCCCUUCGCUAGCCCCGCAGGAGACGUGGCCCAGGGGCUGGGCCUCAGCGUGGACUCAGGUUUGCAGCCUCGGGACAAAAGCAAGGAUCUGUACUGGUUUUAGACAGCCCACCUUUCCCCAUAGGUCUCUGCCUAGCGCACUUGGUGACACUCAGAGCUGAAUGGAGUGGGUUUGUAACAGCUUCUGAUCUUGGUUUGCAGCUCGACGCUAUUCCCUCUGUGGUGCAUCCCUCCUGAGCUGACCUGCUGACCCAGGGUUCCCCCUUCCCUUUCCCUUCUGACCAGCCAGAAGGCUCAGCAUCUGUGCCUCUCACUUCAAGGAUGAGGACAUGGGGAAAGGCAGAGACUUCGAACUUCUCCCUGUGUCGGGAAAACCAAAUCACACACCUCAGAGAUUUCAUCUAAUAAUAAUUCCUUCUGCCAAAAGAGCAGAUCCAAAGACUCUGAAUUAUGUUUAAUGACUUCUGGGCAAAUCACUGGAAAUAUCUGUGGUGAGAUCACUUCGGUGAUAGGAUAGCAUAAGUUAUCGCGGAAGGAGGGAAAGACAAAAGGACUUUUUGGUGUGAAUAUUUUUUAUGCUGAUGUGAAUUAUUUCAUACGUAGUGUGAUCAGAGCACUACUGACGUCAAUAUCCUCAGAUUUAACAUGUAUUUGUAUUUGCAUUGAAGACUGUGGUAGAGAAGUAAAAAGAAGCCCAUCGUUCUUCCUCAUCUCGGAAGCCUCCAGCUCCCUUCCUGCCCACUCCCCCCAACAGCCCUGACUCCAGGCACAAAGACACACUUUCUUCCUUUGGACUGUGAACAUUGGAGGCCUCAGCCUGCAUAUGAGUGGCAAGUGGAUCAUCUGGAGCCACCUGCCCACGUCUUACUGAAAUGCAGCUGUUGUAGGACAACUGUUUAAAACUCCAGAAAUACAUCGACCAAGGUGGCACUUCCCAGUGUUUGGCACAACAAUUGCAAUUGCACUGGAUAUAUUUUAUAUGUGUGUGUGUGUGUGUGUAUAUAUCGUAUUUUUUACAAGGAACAUUUUACGAUGAAAGAAGAAACCCUUCUCUGCCUUCUCUCCCACAAAUUCUGUCCCUCGCCUUCCUCCCCUGGAUGAAAACAAAGCAUCAAGAGACCCCAACUGUCUCCAUGAAGAAGUAGGAGUCACCGCAAGGGGAAGGAAUGUUCCAUGGAGUCUCCAAUACCUCGAAUAUUUUUCUCGGUCUCUGUGGUCAUGACUUGGUCACUUCAUUGUUGGGACAGGGGAAGGGGUCUGUGCAUUGGGCAAAGCUGAGGGUGAUGAGGAAGAAGAAACAAACAUUAAAGGUAUCUGUUUACUA
Molecule: messenger RNA, 2496 nt
Organism: Myotis myotis
Lineage: Eukaryota; Metazoa; Chordata; Mammalia; Chiroptera; Vespertilionidae
Gene: VGLL2
Product: vestigial like family member 2
Exons: 4
Coding region: 283-1275 (330 amino acids)
Biological process (GO): regulation of transcription by RNA polymerase II
Cellular component (GO): nucleus
Source: RefSeq, a predicted model, not a curated record